AUGGGAAAAUUUGUUCAAUAAACAAAAUGUGUAAUCCAAAAGAAUUUCUAUAGUAAUAUUGGAAGCUAUGGGGAAUUAUUUUGUUUUUUAAUUUUCACAUUUUUAUUGGCUUCAAUUAAUUGGUUAUAUUCCUUUGGCUCAUCUGGCGCUUUAGUUUUUGCAUAAAGGUAACUAUCACCGAAUUAUAUUUAAGUUACAUGCUUUUUCCUAAUUUUUUAGUUAAUUUAAUUUUUUUAAUGAUAAUAGUCACUGAGAAGAUAAAUAGAUAAAAAGAAAACUAAUUAAUAAUGGGAUUGAAAUUAAGCUCAUAUUAUACUGGAUGGAUUAUAUCAUUUUUUUUAUGGAUAUGUAUUAACGCAUCAGUGUCCAUGAUUAUAUUCUUAAGUUAUUUAGCUUUAAGUAACUAUCAAUUUACAUUUUACGAUUACAUAAUGUUUUAUAUUCAGUACAUAUUUUUCUCAUUUGCUUAUGUUGGAUAAACUUGUAUGAUAAGUAGUUUUUUUUCAAAUCCGAGAAUAGCUGUCUAUAUAUAUAUUUUAAUCAAUAUUUUCAUAGAUAUGAGCAUUGAUGAAUUAUUAUCAUCGAAUUAAUAGAAAUAUUUAACAUUCAUAAUUUCUAUCUUUCCAUAAGAUUUGAUAUUUUAUUAUUGGAUAAAAUAAUUCAACUUUAAUCAUAAGGACCUUAAUGAUUUAGAUUAGAUCACUUUUGGUUACACUUUUGGACUAUUUGUUUUUUUAGUUCAAGGAACUAUAGGAAUUCUAUUAUUCUUAUAUUUAGAUUAAAUAAUUCCUCAUUCUAUCGGAAAAUAGAAAUCUCCUUUUUUUAUAUGCUAAUAUUUGUUUCGAAAUAAGAAACAUCAAGUUGAUUCAGGCUAGGUGACUUUAAUAUAAAAUUUAGAAUUACAACAUUAUAAUAGUUUAGGAUCAGAAUUAAUAAAUCCUCAAGAUUAAAUCAUAUAGAUUGAUAAUAAUAAAAACUAUGUUAUUAAAUUAUUUUAGUUGACCAAAGUAUACAGUGGAUAAUCAGUAGUAAAUUAACUAAGUCUUAAACUGAAUAAAAAUACUAUUUUUAGUCUAUUAGGUCAUAAUGGAGCUGGUAAAUCAACUACAAUCAAUAUGAUAUGUGGACUAAUCGAAAAGACUAGUGGUUAAAUUCAUAUAAAUGGAUACGAUAUUGAUAAAAAUUUGGAUGAAAUUAGAUAGGAUUUAGGUUAUUGUUCAUAAAAAGAUAUUCUAUAUUAAGACAUGACUGUUAAGCAACAUCUUUAAUUUUAUGGACAAUUGAAAUUGGUUAAUUAAUUAUAAUUAUCUGUAUAAAUAGAGCAUGUUUUAUAAAUCUGCCAUCUUUAGUAAGAAUAAAAUAUAUAUGUUAAGAAUUUAAGUAGAGGAGGAAAGAGAAAAUUAUGUUUGGCUAUUGCUUUAAUGGGAAAUUCUAAAGUUUUACUUUUGGAUGAACCUACUUCAGGUUUAGAUCCUAUUAGUAGAUAACAAAUAUAUAAUAUACUUAGUGAGAUUAAAUAAGAUCGAUGUAUAAUUUUAACAACUCAUUAUUUGGAAGAAGCAUAAGAAUUAUCUGAUUAUAUUGGAAUUAUCUAAUAAGGAAAAUUAACUGUUUUUGGAACUGCUGAUUAAAUUAAGAAAUAAUUCUCUAUAGGUUAUAAUAUUCUAAUUGAAUGUUAAAAUGAAUUACAUUAAAAUUAGAUUUAAGAUUAAAUUUAAGCUACUUUAAAUUUAAUUUGCAAAAAUGAAAUUUUAUUUAUUCCUUAGAAGAAAAAUCUAAAGUUAAAUAUUCCUCUUAGUAAUAGAAAUAAUAUGGCCUCUGUUCUUGAAUAUUUGGAGACGGUUUAGAAUAUUAAUAUUUAAUUUGAAAUGACUACUCUUGAAGAUGCUUACAUUAAAAUUCAUUCUUAAACAGAUUGGGUUGACAAUCAAAUUGACAUAGAUAACAACAUUCUAUUAAAUAAAAUAUUCUUUAAUUUCACUCCUCAUUUUGAUUUUAUUAAUUAGGUAUACUGUCUAUUUAUGAGUAGAAUUUAUAUGACUGGAUAAAAUAAAAGGUAAUAUAUAAUUUUUUUAAUUUCUUGGGCAUUGUGUAUGGGAAUUUUUUAUUUUUACUUGAAGUACUUCCACUUUUAUAUUAUUACCGCAAGUUACAUUGUAAACAAAUUAAUCUAUAUCAGCUCCUCCUAAGAAUCUACUUAUUAUGAAUAAUAGAAAAAUAUCUUAGAUUAAUAUUUAGCACAUGGAGCGAAGAUAAUAUCAUAUUAUACAUCAGUAUUUCUAUUUGAUUUAGUUGUCUUAAUAUUCGAAUAAAUAAUUACAAUCAUAAUUUUUCUUAUAUCCUACAAGAUUAAAUAUGAUAACGAUAAUGAGUAUCAUUCAACACAUCCUUCUUCAACCUAUGUUGAAUACUGUCAAUAAUACUUUUUAAAUAUGAUCAGAUAUCAAAUAUUUUUAACUCUACUCAUUAUGGCUCAAAAGUGUCAAAUUUAUGCAUUUAUAUCUUUUUAUAAGAGCUCUAGGUUUUUUUAAUUUUUUUCACCAUGUUCAAUCGUUUGUUUAAAUAUUCUUGAAGUUCGUACAUUUUCUCUUUUUAUUGAUAAAGGUAAUUAAUUCAUUGGAAUAUUUAUACCACUUUGGCCACUUUGGCCACUUUUUGCAGACUCUGAUGAAUAAGAAAAAUCUCUAAUAGCUUCAAUUAUUUUUUAUUUCCUUUUAACAAAUUACGUGAAAUAUAAAUAAUUUUAAAGAUAAUCAAGUUAAAAUUUUUAAGGAAAUAUUUAAGUAAAUUAGGUCAAUUAUAAAAUAAAGAAUAAAACAAUUUUAGAGAAUAUAGAUUUUACAAUAUAACCCUCUGAAAUAUUUGGAUUACUUGGACCGUAAUUAUAUUAUUUUUAUUAAAUAUUUUUAGUAAUGGAGCCGGCAAGACAAGUACUUAUGAAAUAAUCACAAGAAAAAAUAAACCAAAUUCAGGAUUUGUAGAAAUUAAAAAUGAAUCUACCAAAGUUGGAUUGGUUCCAUCCUUUUCACCACUUCAUGAUGAUCUUACAUUAGUUUAGCAUUUCAAAAUUUAUGGGUAACUUAAAGGCUUAAGUUCCGAUAAGAUUAAUACAUUCAUUGAGUCUUAUUGUUCCUAUAUGGAUUUAAACAAAAUAUAAAAUAAAAAAGCAGCGGUCUUGACUGGAGGUGAAAGAAGAAAAGUUUAAAUUGGCAUAGCGUUGAUUGGUAAUUCAUCAAUAUUGCUUAUGGAUGAACCAACAGCUGGAUUAGAUCCUCUGUUUGGUUAACAAUUUCAAUAAUUAAUAUUAAAAACAUGUUAAUAAAUUUAGAGUUCUAUUUUCAUUACUACUAAUUCUAUGACAGAAGCUUAAAGAAUUUGUGGAACAAUUGGAAUUAUCAUAAAUGGUUAAUUAAAGUUCAAAGGGACUUUAAAUGAAUUAAGAUAAUAAUAUGAUAAUAGAAUUUAAUUAAGUUUUAUUUUAAAAAAUAAAGAAGAUAAAGAAUAAUUAAAAUAGUUGGUUAUUUAAAAUUUAACUGUAAAUAUUAUUGAAGUUUAAACAUAAAGUGAAAAAAAAUUAACUGUUUUUGUUGAUAAUCAAAUAAUCAAAUUGUCUUAAGUUUUUAGAUUUUGUUAAACUACGGAAGUUGAUAAUUUAAUUAAUGAUUUUUAAAUUUAAUAAGCCAGUUUGGAUUAAAUUUAUAAACUCUAUGUAUCACAAUAAUAAAUAGAUAAUAAUCCUUAAGAAAUAGAAGAAGAUUUUUAUUGA
This is a messenger RNA of Paramecium sonneborni, 3766 nucleotides long. Lineage: Eukaryota; Ciliophora; Oligohymenophorea; Peniculida; Parameciidae. The record is from the annotation of a GenBank genome assembly.